AUGAGUGAAUAAUAUUCUGAUAAAAGCACUUUUAUUUGCUUUGAAUAGUAAUGUCACUUAAAUAGAAUUAUCACAAGCUGGGAUUAAUUAAAAUUGCAUAAUGAAUUCAAUCAUAGAGUGAUUUCUAAAUAAAGGUUUGAAAGCAAAGCUAUUUAAAAAUUUAAUCAGUUUAAUUAAUAAUAUAGGAUAUAAGUUUAAGAAGAUAUUAAUGAAAUGAUUUAAUAUUAAUAGGACAAGAUUAUUGUUAAAAUCUAAGAAUCAUUUGAUUUUUUUUUAAAGUAAAAUUAUUAAUAUUUAUUGUAGAAUGUAGUUGGAAAGAGUUUAAAAUUAAAUUUACUUCGAUUAUUAAUUAUCAAAUCCUUAAUCUCCCGAAGUUGAUAUAUAAAAAUAUACUAAAAUAUAUUAUGAAUAAAUUUAAACCCCAUAAUAAGAGUAAGAAGAUAUUUUUCUUAAUGAAAUUUGGUCUAAAUUUAAUCAAAUGGUAGAUGAUUUUCUGAAUUUAUUAGAAAAAUAUUUCACUAUAGAAAACCAAUAUUUUAUUAAUGCUUAAACAAAGAAAGAAACUGAAUUUGAUGAUUCAACACUUCCUUAAUCAAAAACAAUUCAACCUAUUGAAAUAUAAAAAAAUAUUUAUCAAACUGAAUUUAUAUCAAAUAAGGCAGAGUAAAUCAAAUAUGAAAUAAAUUAAAUACAACAAGAAACAAAUUAAAUAAAACAUUAUGAAAAUAUUUCAUAAUAAUAUUCUACUUUAUAUUAAAAUCAAUAAAAUGAAUAAGAUGAUUUAAACAAUAUUCCUUUAAAAGGAUAUAAGUAAUAUUAAAUUUAAUAGUAAAAUUAAUCUUUUCAUACAGAAGAUAUUACAAAAAAUGAAGAUGACAGAUUGAAAUUUUAAUUACCAUCAGAGUUAAUCAAUAAUUAUAAUAAUUCUAAUUAAAUAUCCAAUAAAGAUAAUAAAGAGUACAAAAAUGUACCAAAAACAGAAACAUAAUAACAUAUUAAAACAUCAAAAAAUUCUAAUAUAUAGUAUGUCUAUGUACCAAAAACAGAAACAGAAGAUUAUAUUGAAGUAGAUAACAUUAAAUAAUAUUAAAAAGACAGGUAUUCACUAUAUUUCAUUUAGAACAGAAGUAUCAAAAAAUCAUCACCCUAGAAUAUUUUUUUUUGGGAAAAAAUUUGAUUUAAAAAUUCUCAUAAGCACCUCAAAUAUUCAGAAAACAAUCAAGCAUUUUCUUGUCACCAGUAAGGUAUCGGCUUGGUUGAUGGAAUAUUAAACUUAAAUAUAGAUGCUGAAAUUAGAUUGAAAUUUUCUGGAUCUCAAAAUAAAAUAGUAAUAUAUUGUUUUUAUUUAAGCAAGCUGAAAUA
This is a messenger RNA of Paramecium sonneborni, 1362 nucleotides long. The record is from the annotation of a GenBank genome assembly. Lineage: Eukaryota; Ciliophora; Oligohymenophorea; Peniculida; Parameciidae.